Molecule: messenger RNA, 453 nt
Organism: Rotaria sp. Silwood2
Lineage: Eukaryota; Metazoa; Rotifera; Eurotatoria; Philodinida; Philodinidae
Source: the annotation of a GenBank genome assembly
AUGCAGUUCAUUCCUUGCUGUCUUUUUGUCAUUAUUUGUGGCUAUUCAUUGACCAUUUCAGCUCCAAUUAAUCAAAAUUCUCAAGAAACAAAACAUAAAAAAGCAACAGCUAUUGCAAGUCGUCUUUUAAAAGAAUUAGCCAAUGAACAACCUGCAGGUCAAUAUUCAAAUGAAGAUGUACAACAAAUUGAAUCAGAUCUUGAAAAAGAACUAAAUAAUAAUGAAGAAGAUAUUGAAUAUAUACCGACAAUCGAUGAUUUAUAUUCAAUUUAUGAUAAUAUAAACGACGAAGAACUUUCAUCAGAAAUAAAUGAUGCUGAUGAUAUUUUUCCAAUAGAUGAGCAAGAAUUAAUGAAUUAUUUAAAAGAACAACAACAAUUUGAUAAAGAUUUAUCACCAACGAAACAUACAUCAAUAAUCGAUGAUAGUAUCAUGAAAGCCGAAAAUCAUUAA